AUGGCGACCAUGGCUUCUGCAGCGUUUGAGCACCCCAAGAUUGACUGGGAAGCUGCGGAUUUAUAUCAAAAGUUUGAGAGGUUCCGCAGCCACGUUGAUUUUGUUUUUGCCGGUCCCCUCUCGGAGCUUGAACCAAAACAACGAGCGGGCUGGCUGGGAACGUGGAUAGGCGAACAAGGCAGAGAGAUCAACAGGACGUUAAACUGGGCCGACGACGGUGAGAAACAAGAUCCGGUCAAAGUUUUGAACAAGAUUGCCGGCUAUAUACGGCCGAGGAAGAACAAAAGAAUAGCACGCCAUUGUUUCAAGCAAAGGAAACAGGGUGCCACUGAGGGCUUCGACCACUUUGUGAAGGAUUUGAAGCUUCUACUGAUGGACUGUGAGUAUGCAGACUCAGAUGACAUGCUGAUUGAUGCAAUAAUAGCGGGAGUAAGGGAAACACGUGUCCAGGAAAGACUGUUGGAUAAAGGGGAGGAACUGACACUGGCUAAGGCCAUAGAAAUUCCCCAGCAGUUCGAAAUGUCACAAAAACAAAUGUUGAUUGUCAUAGAGGAAGAUUUACAAGUGUCAUCUGUGUCCACCAGAUCCAAGCUCACAGUCUACAAUAAAAAGCCACAGAGCUAUGCGCAGCCAAAGCCUAUUCAACAAAAACAGGCUGCAGGAAAUCAAAAUAAGUGCCUGAAAUGUGGGAAACCCCCCCAGCAUCCAUGGAAUCAAGGAAAAUGUCCUGCACAAGGUUCCACGUGUUCAUACUGUCACAAACUAAACCACUGGGCAGCAGUGUGUCGCAGCCAUGCCUUGAGCUCAGUGAGUGUGGAGUCCGCCGAAGAGGACCCACAACAAGAUGAAGAAAUAUUGGAUAUAAGCCUGACACAGGAAGACACUCCAGUAGCCAUAGUAGCAGAUGACAAGUGGGUGGUGAGCAUCUGUGUUCUUUCUCGGGAGGUGCGGUUCAGAAUAGAUACUGGUGCAAAGUGCAACACACUAACCCUGGACUGUUAUCAGCUACUGAAUCACCAGGGAGAGCUAAAAUGCUCCAACAGAAUACUGCGCUCCUAUUCAAACCACAGGCUGAGGCCAGUAGCUGCAGUCGACCUUUCACUCACAUACAAGGACAGGGAGACCAAAGCGGAGCUGGAGAUAAUAAACAUUGCACAAGAGAAUGUGCUCAGUGGUGCUACUGCUGAGGCUUUAGGCCUAAUUGUUCGACUCAACUCCCUGCAGGAUGGCAUCAACAGGUGCAAGGUGAGCACUGCGAAUGCCGCACAGAAACCAAAUGUACCCGUAGGCCUGCGUGAUUUUCCAGAGCUGGCACGCACUACAGGGACUUUGCCAGGAGAAUACACAAUUAAAAUUGAUCCAGAUGCAAAGGGUGUUGUGCAUCCAGUACGCCGGCAACCAGCAGCGCUCAGAGAAAAGAUACAGGACAAGCUGACUGAGAUGGUGAGAGAUGGUUACAUCACAAAAGUGGACCAACCCACAGAGUGGGUCAGUUCUAUGGUGGUUGUCACACGCAAGGACAAGAUAAGAAUCUGCAUAGAUCCAAGUGACCUGAACAAAGUAAUUAAAAGGGAACACCACCCAAUGCACACCAUAGAAGAAGUGAUUUCCACCAUUCCAGGUGCAAAAGUAUUCUCAGUCUUGGAUGCUAAAUCUGGGUUCCUCCAGAUAGAGCUGGAUGAAGCAUCAUCCUUUCUCACAACAUUCAACACUCCGAUAGGGAGGUUCAGAUGGCUGAGACUGCCCUUCGGGAUCAAAAGUGCACCAGAGAUAUUUCAGCGCAUCAUGGACCAGAUGCUUGAAGGAAUUGAUGGAGCCACAGCCGUCAUGGAUGACAUCCUGAUUGCAGCUCCUACAAUGGCAUUACAUGACUCAAUACUCCGCAAAGUAGUCGAGAGAGCCACAAGCUACAAUCUUAAGCUUAACUUUGAAAAGUGUCACAUUCGCCAGUCGACAGUGCCAUAUGUGGAGCCACCUAAUCACGUCUGAUGGUCUGAAGCCUGACCCUGCAAAAACUGAAGCAGUGAGGUGCAUGCCACCACCUACGGACAAGGACGGUGUCCGUCGCUUCCUGGGUUUUGUGACGUACCUGUCAAAGUUCAUUCCAAAUCUAAGUGAGGUAGACGCUCCACUGAGACAGCUCCUUAAGAACAACGUUGAGUUCAGAUGGCAGCCAGCACAACAAAAAGCAUUCAAAGAGCUCAAACAGCUAUGUAUACAAGCUCCGGUGCUAAAAUAUUAUGACCCAGCCCAGCCUGUGGAGAUUUACAGUGACGCCAGCAGCACUGGACUGGGAGCGGUGAUACUGAAGGAGGACCAUCCUAUUGCCUUCUCGUCCAGAUCACUGACAGAUGCAGAGACGUGCUAUGCGCAAAUCGAGAAGGAAAUGCUCUCCAUUGUCCAUGCCUGCAUUAAGUUUCACCAUUACAUAUUUGGGAGACACGUUACGAUAUACAACGACCACAAGCCACUUGAGGAUAUUCACAAGAAGCCGCUGUUGUCCACUCCUAUGCACGUCCAGAGAAUGCGCCUGCGGCUACAGUGGUACGAUUUCACAGUGAAAUACAGAAGAGGAAAGGACAUGGAGCUGCCGGACACCUUGUCCAGAGUGCAGCUGAGGGACAGCACACCAGAGGCAGGUAGCCUGGGGUGUGUCUCCAUGCUCAACUUUGUGUCGGUGAGUGAGCAGAAAUAUUCAGAACUUCAAGAACACUCAGACGAGGAGUUGGGCCUUCUCCAGCAGAUAAUUCAGCAAGGCUGGCCGAGUCGUCGAAGAGAAGUGCCCAUUCUUGUUCAGCCAUACUGGGACUCAAGAAGCCAACUGACUGUGUGUGAUGGCAUAGUGUUCAAGGGCUUGCGUAUUGUGGUGGCUCCCACCAUGCGAGCACACAUGCUGAAGCUCAUACACCAGUCUCACCUAGGAAUGGUGAAAAGCAAACAGCGAGCUCGUGAGGUGCUAUACUGGCUGGGCAUGAGCGCUGAAAUUGAAAACAUGAUCAGGAAUUGCUGCAAGUGUGCCGAGAUCCAAAACAGACUUCCCAGAGAGCCACUUAAACCGACUGAAACUCCAGAGCUACCAUUUGAAGAAGUGGCCUCGGACCUGUUCGAGUUUGAAGGCAAACACUACAUUAUAUUAGUGGACUACUACUCAAAAUACAUCGAAGUAGAUGAACUGAAGGAUCUGCGCAGCUUAUCUACAAUUGGGGCUCUGAAGGCUCAAUUUUCUAGACAUGGGAUUCCCUCCAUUCUGCGAACAGAUGGAGGCCUGCAGUAUUCAUCAGAAGAAUUCAAAGAGUUCUGCAAGAGUUAUGGCGUACUGCACAAGACCUCAUCUCCACAGACGCCACAUUCUAAUGGCGAGUCGGAAAGGGGGGUGCAAACAGUUAAGAGACUUUGGAGUAAAGCGUCAGACAAGCACCUGGCACUACUGGAUUACAGAACCACUCCACUGGAGUCCGUGGGCCUGUCACCAGCUCAGCUGCUCAUGGGCAGAAGGCCUCGCAACAAACUGCCUGCUGCUCGUGUGCUGCUUGCACCCAUGGCCUAA
This is a messenger RNA of Xyrichtys novacula (pearly razorfish), 3547 nucleotides long. Lineage: Eukaryota; Metazoa; Chordata; Actinopteri; Labriformes; Labridae. The record is from the annotation of a GenBank genome assembly.